This is a messenger RNA of Tarenaya hassleriana, 2964 nucleotides long. RefSeq names its product wall-associated receptor kinase 2-like. Gene Ontology annotation, biological process: cell surface receptor signaling pathway; protein phosphorylation. Gene Ontology annotation, cellular component: plasma membrane. The transcript is spliced from 4 exons. Gene Ontology annotation, molecular function: ATP binding; calcium ion binding; protein serine/threonine kinase activity. The coding region runs from base 510 to 2768 and encodes 752 amino acids. Lineage: Eukaryota; Viridiplantae; Streptophyta; Magnoliopsida; Brassicales; Cleomaceae. The record is from RefSeq and is a predicted model, not a curated record.
UUAAUCCACUAGCAAAACAAGUGUUUCCUUUGUUUAAGAUCUUUGACAGAGACAUUUGCUUGAUUUUAUAUCACAUUAGCCCGUAGCUUGAUUAUGACAUUUUGAUUCUUUAACCUCUCCUCAGCUCUUUCCUUGCCCACAAGUUGUACAAAUUAUGAAGAAAAGUCUGACAUGGCUGGAGAAUGAAUAUGACAAAGAAAAUAUGUUUGAUUUUUUCCCAUUGUAUGGCUUUAUGGUCUUCCAUGGAGGUCAACUUCCUUCUUUGCCCGUCUUUAUUCGUAAUGACAUACUCGGCUAUAAACAUCUUGGGCGUUUGUUCUUGUUUCGAUCUCUCUUCUUCGGAAGAAAAGAAAGCAACUCUCACUCAGACAAGAAGAUCUGGCUGUUGAUAUAGCUCAAGGAGGUUAUGAUUCUUCUUUGUCAACCUCAAUGGACGGGGAAAAUAUAUUUGGCUCUCAUUUUUUUCUUGGAAAAACAUUCACCACGUGACGAGAUAAAAAUUAGUCAGCAUGUCCUUGAACAUUCGAGCUCUUCUCGUGAUCUUAUUUGCAACAGUUUAUCCCGUAGCUUCUGCAUCAAACACAACGUUCCCUCUGGCGAAACAAGGUUGUGUGGAGACUUGUGGGAAUGUCACCAUCCCAUAUCCGUUCGGCACUUCAGAAGGGUGUUAUUAUGAUGAACAAUUUUUGAUAACUUGCAAUCAUACUUAUGACCCUCCUCUUGCUUUCUUGACACAUAGUGACAUCAAUGUCACAAACAUAAGACUUGAUGGGAAACUGCACAUCAUGCAAUUCAUUGCUCGCAACUGCUAUAACCAAUCAGGAUCGUAUAUUUAUGGGAAUAUUCCAUCCCUCACCUUGGCCAAGUUCAUCAUCUCAGACACUGAGAACAAGUUUGUUGCCGUUGGAUGUGAUACUGAGGCUUCAAUCCGAGGUUUCCAGAAGGAUUCCGACAAAGGGUACACAACUGGAUGCUUAUCGAUAUGUGAUGAUAUAAGCUACGUAGCGAAUGGAUCAUGCUCGGGUAUCGGGUGCUGUCAAACCUCCAUUGCUAAAGGAGUGAGUUUCUUCAACAUCAGUUUGAGUAGCUAUAGAAACCAUGUGGACGUCUGGGAUUUCAAUCCUUGUAGCUUUGCCUUUGUCGUGGAAGAAAAAAGCUUCAACUUUACCUCAAAUGAUCUCCGUGAUCUCGAUCUUAUCGAGGUCAUCCCAGCAGUUCUUGACUGGUCAAUAGGAAAUGUGCCAUGCAAGGAAGCACAAGAGAACAAGACGAGCUAUGCAUGCAGAAGAAAUAGCAAGUGUACUGAUGCAUCAAACGGGUCCGGCUAUCAAUGUAUUUGCCGAGAUGGGUAUGAAGGGAAUCCAUACCAUCCUGAUGGUUGUCAUGACAUAAAAGAAUGUGAAAAUAAGAAUCUGAAUAACUGCACGCAUGUCUGCAACGAACUGGAGGGAGGUUAUAGCUGUGCUUGUCCCAAAGGAUACCAUGGAGAUGGAGUAAAAGGUGGCCUAGGUUGCACUCGAGAUCAAUCUAUAACGCUUCAGCUGGCAAUUGGACUUGGAGCAGGCAUACCAGUGGUGCUUGCAAGUAUGAUAUGGAUGUACAUUGGAUACAAGAAAUGGAGGAUAGUGAAACUGAGGGAGAAGUUCUUCAAGGAAAACGGAGGGCUAAUGUUGCAGCAAGAGCUUUCUGCAAGGGAAGCAUCAUCAAAUAGAGAAUCUGCAAAGAUCUUCUCGGCUGAAGAGCUCAAGAAAGCUACAAACAACUAUGAUGACAGCAAAAUCACGGGCAAAGGAGGUUAUGGCACGGUUUACAAAGGCAUUUUGGCCGAUGGGCGAGUAGUUGCCAUCAAGAAGUCAAAGGUGAUUGAUCAAAGUCAGAUUGAGCAAUUCAUCAACGAAAUGCUCAUUCUUUCUCAGAUCAACCAUAGAAAUGUGGUGAAGCUUUUAGGAUGCUGUCUCGAAACCGAAGUGCCUUUGCUGGUCUAUGAGUACAUCACCAAUGGCACCCUCUUUGACCACAUCCACAAUAAUAAAAGCAAUGUCUCGGCGCUGAAUUGGGAGACCCGUUUGAGGAUUGCCACCGAAACUGCAGGUGUUUUGUCCUACUUACAUUCUUCUGCUGCUAUACCGAUCAUACACAGAGACAUCAAGUCCACAAACAUACUUCUGGAUGAUUCUUACACGGCAAAAGUCUCAGACUUUGGAUCGUCGAGGUUAGUUCCUCUGGAUGAAGUAGCUUUGUCUACAAUGGUUCAAGGAACUCUCGGGUAUCUCGAUCCAGAAUAUUUGCAGACAAGCCAAUUGACCGAGAAAAGCGACGUUUACAGCUUUGGAGUUCUUUUCUUGGAGCUUUUGACAGGAAAAAAGGCAGUAUCUUUCGAAAGGUCGGAAGAGAAGAGGAGUCUUGCAAUGUACUUCCUCUCUGCAUUAAAAGAAGACCGGUUUUUGGAGAUUAUCGAGCAGUGUGUGGUGAAGGAAUGCAAAGCCGAGCAUCUGAAAGAAGUUGCCGAUCUCGCCAAGAGGUGUUUACGGGUGAGAGGAGAUGACAGGCCAACAAUGAAAGAAGUGGCAAUGGAACUAGAAGGGCUUUUGAGAGAAACAGGAAAGCAUCCAUGGAUGAUGAAGCAAGAAAGGUAUUCCGAAGAAACUGUGUAUCUACUCGGUGGACAUAUGGACUCGGCGGCUGAGUUCAACACUGGCACAAGCUCUGCGUAUGAUGACAGCAUGAAGGACGGUAUCGUUCUUCUUGAAGUUGGCAAUGGAAGAUGAUGAUGCUUCAGUUCUCUGUUUCUUCUGCUGAUUGGUAAACAGAGAAGUCUGUACAUAACCGGUUUCAGAUUUCCGGUUUAAUCCUUGUUUAUGUUCGGUUUAUUUGGGUUUAAAAGAAGGGAUGAUGUACCCAUUUCUUCAUCUUAUGCGAUCAUAAUGUUAAUGAUCAUCAUCAUGUCAUUUGUGUAUCAAAUCA